Messenger RNA from Esox lucius (northern pike), 2781 nucleotides. RefSeq names its product gamma-glutamyltransferase 1a (gene ggt1a). Gene Ontology annotation, cellular component: plasma membrane. Gene Ontology annotation, molecular function: glutathione gamma-glutamate hydrolase. The record is from RefSeq and is a predicted model, not a curated record. The transcript has 12 exons. Gene Ontology annotation, biological process: peptide modification; regulation of immune system process; glutathione catabolic process. Bases 1 to 1725 code for a protein of 574 amino acids. NCBI's taxonomy places the organism in Eukaryota, Metazoa, Chordata, Actinopteri, Esociformes, Esocidae.
AUGGUCAGGAAGUCCCUGGUGGCUGGGCUGGUAGUUUUGCUGGUGGCUGCAGUGGGAGUGUUCGUGGGGGUGUUCAUUGGGGUGGGAAACAAGAGCCCCAUCUCCCCCUCAGACCAUUUCUACUCGAAAGCUGCCGUGGCUGCGGAUGCUGGGACGUGCUCUGAGGUGGGGAGGGACAUCCUAAAGAGGAAUGGCUCAGCAGUGGAUGCCUCCAUUGCGGCCCUGUUGUGUGUUGGCCUCCUGAACGCUCACAGCAUGGGCAUUGGAGGGGGGCUCUUCUUCACCAUCUACAACGCUUCCACAGGGAAGGUCGAAACCAUUGAUGCAAGGGAGACGGCACCCAUGAACGCGACGGAGGACAUGUUUGGCAAUAACACCCAGCUUUCUCGGAAAGGUGGAUUAUCUAUUGCCAUUCCUGGAGAGAUCCGUGGUUACGAAAUGGCCCACAGGAGACAUGGACGACUGCCCUGGAAGGAGCUGUUUGAGCCAAGCAUUGUGUUGGCUCGCUUUGGUUUCCCUAUUGGCAAAGCCUUGGCCAAUGCCAUCUCCAAGAACAAGGAUGCUAUUCAAGGAGAUGCCAAUAUGUGUGAAGUGUUCUGUGACUCACAGAAAAACAUCCUGAAGGAAAAUGAUAUCCUUAAAUUUCCCAAACUAGCAGACACCUAUGAGAGGAUAGCAGAGGAGGGACCAGAUGUUUUUUACAACGGGACAAUGGCACAGACGAUUGUGGACGACAUCCAGGGAGCAGGUGGGAUCAUAACCCUGGAGGACCUCCAGGAGUACCAGCCUGUGUUGAAUGAGAGUCCACUGAGGCUGACCGUGGGGGAGUACACCAUGCAUGUCCCAGACGCCCCCUCCAGUGGCCCAGUGCUGGCACUCAUACUCAACAUAGUGGACGGGUAUAACUUCACUGGCACAAGUGUAUCUACCGCAGAGAAAAAGACUUUGACAUAUCACCGCAUUGUGGAGGCUUUCAGAUUUGCUUAUGCAAAGAGGAGCAGACUAGGGGAUCCACGCUAUCUCAAUAUCACUGAUCUCAUCCACAACAUGACCUCAGACUACUUUGCUGAUGGGAUCAGGAGCAAGAUCACAGAUGACACCACUCAUCCUGACAGCUACUACGAACCAGAUUAUUUUGUCCCUGACAAUCAUGGGACAGCACACCUGUCCGUCAUAGCUGAGGAUGGAAGUGCUGUGGCGGCCACCAGCACAAUCAAUCUAUAUUUUGGCUCAAAAGUCAUGUCCCGAUCAACUGGCAUCAUUUUCAAUGAUGAGAUGGAUGACUUCAGCUCUCCAUACAUGACUAAUGGCUUUGGAAUUCCCCCAUCUCCUAACAACUUUAUCCAGCCUGGUAAAAGGCCUCUCUCUUCUAUGUGCCCAACUAUUAUCUUUGACAAAGACAAUAGAGUGAAAAUGGUGGUGGGAGCCUCUGGUGGAACCAAAAUCACUACAGCGACAGCCCUUGUGAUUCUGAAUUCGUUGUUCUUUGACUACGACCUCAAAAAAGCAGUGACACAACCGCGUAUUCACAAUCAACUCAACCCAAAUAUGACUGUAGUGGAGGAUGGCUUUGAAAAGAGUGUAUUAGAUGGCCUGGCACAGAAGAACCAUGUAACAGAGAUGCUGAUGACACCUGGAUCAGUAGUUCAAGCAGUGGUGCGACAGGGAGAGCGGCUCUGUGCCGAGUCAGACCCCAGGAAAGGGGGCUAUCCAGCAGGGUACUGAGUGUGACCUAACCUUUCUUUCCAACCCUGGAGUGCAUCUCCAUAAAGAGGCAUGGACAGAACUAUCUGCAAUAAAAUGUCUCCUCAAGGAAGCACAGGCACUACAACUGAAAAUUAUUUCAAGACAAAAUGGAAAAUGACUCCCCAACAAUACCUCCUCCCUUCACACACCAAAUAAUUGGCAGCAUUUCUGCUUAUAUUUCAGCAUUAUUUAUUAUUUAUUUUUGUGUUUUGAAAAAGUGAGAUUGCAACUCUGAGAGUGGCAUUUUUUAAAUCCUAGCUGUAUCAAGAGGUCAUCAUUACUGAUUAUCCUGAAGAUGUUUCUUUAUGCAAUGCAGUGGGGUAGCAGAACGUUGGUCUGCAGCUGUCGUUUCCUGCUGGAUGUAAGAACCAAUGGGCCAUAAAUGAAAUGGACGCCAUGGAUCAUCUGAUAGACAGUACAUUAUGAAAUAGUUUUCUCAUUAAAUAUUAUCCAACAUAUUACUAAAAUGAUUCUGUGAUGAUGAGCAAUCAUUCUUUUUGACAGAAAAAGUGCCAUUUAUCAGAGAUUUAAGAAAGACAAUGUUUUAGGGGAGAAUGUGAAUACCAAUAUGAAAGGCUGUCAGAGUAGUUUGUCUCUGUCCAUUGAACAAAUCAAAUAACUGUUGCCUUUGAGCAAGGAAAGUGUGUCCAUAGUUUUUAACCAUGUACAAUACCAUUGUUGGUCACUGAAAACUCCUUGACUUCCACCUCAGGUCUUUACUGGUCAUGUUAAUAGAUCUGUUUGUGCUAAAGCACAACAAGAUCUAAAAGCAAGGCUACAGGUCUACUUACCAUCUGCCUUAUGAAGAUGUUGGUCACAGGUAGCUACAUUUUUCUUUUCAUGAGAAAGCAGUUUCUGAUCUGUAAAUGUUAACAGUGAUUUCUAUUUUACUGAUUCGAUCAACUCUGACCAUUGCCCAUUGGGGCCUAUGGUUAAUAAUGGCUCCAAUAUGACUGCCAUUGACCUAAGCAAAUGGUAUUUUUAUAUUUUUUUGUGAUGGAGAUUGUUGAAAAAGACAAAUUGUAAAUGUUUAAU